Molecule: messenger RNA, 6188 nt
Organism: Oreochromis aureus
Lineage: Eukaryota; Metazoa; Chordata; Actinopteri; Cichliformes; Cichlidae
Gene: fgfr3
Product: fibroblast growth factor receptor 3
Exons: 18
Coding region: 544-3015 (823 amino acids)
Biological process (GO): fibroblast growth factor receptor signaling pathway; positive regulation of kinase activity; positive regulation of MAPK cascade
Cellular component (GO): signaling receptor complex; membrane
Molecular function (GO): fibroblast growth factor receptor activity; ATP binding; fibroblast growth factor binding
Source: RefSeq, a predicted model, not a curated record
GCCACCACUCUACGUUGGUUGAUCAGAAGCGACGAAACGCACCGAAACUGGCAUCUGCGCCGGAGGAGACGCAAAGGAACCGCGCAUCCCGCGUCCCCGUCUGCCUCGUCCACUCUGCCCACUCGCAGGACAGGAUGAACGGACUUUGGAGGACUGGACACUUUGGACAACGCGGACAGCAGCGCGCGGCGGAGGACGGGAUUUAGUGGAGAGAAGUUGGCUUUUCUCGGUGGCUGUGCCCGAGUCGAAGACACUCGCCUUCAAGUCGUGAGGGGGGGAUUUGUGACUCUUUUUUUUCCGCUGUCGCCAAACUGCUCUCCAAGCGCUGGAACUUGAGGAUUUAAAAGUAGUUUUGUGGGUUUUUUGUGAAGUUUACCGGAGAUUAGAGGUUGUUUCAACCAAGGAAAGCUUGGUGCCAUCUAAAAUCUGAAGGCUGAUCUUUUCUGUCAAAACGGGAUACUGUGGGUCCGUGGUGGGGAGCUGUCGGACAGAUUCUUGCGGCAUCUGCGGCCGCCCUUCUGCUGGACAGUAUGCGAACGGAGGAUGUUGUCUAAGUUGGAGUCGGGCCUCGCUGCUCUGCGUCUGACCUCUUCGUCCAGAGGAAUGACUGCUCUGUGGUGCUCACUCUGGCUUUCUCUCCUCCUUCCUCUCUGCGCCGUUCCAGCCAGGCUGCCCACUGCUCAGCCCACAGACCCUGUGUCCAGCGAGACGGCCUUCCUGGAGGACUAUGUUCUGGGCAUCGGGGACACUCUGGAAAUGUCAUGUGAUCCGGAAGAGCAGGAAGACCACUCGGAGCCUAUUGUGUGGUUCAAAGACGGCGCUGAACUUGUGCCUUGCAACCGGAUACGGUUGGGCCAGAGGAUGCUCCGCAUUAUCAAUGUGUCGUAUGACGACUCCGGGGUCUACUCGUGCCGGCUCGCCCGGAGCAACGCGCUGCUCAGCAACUACACCAUCAGGGUGACAGAUUCUCUGUCGUCUGGUGAUGAUGAAGAUUACGAUGAAGACCCAGAAGGUGCAGGUAAUGAAAAUGAAGCGCCAUAUUGGACCAGGCCAGAACGAAUGGACAAGAAAUUAUUGGCUGUUCCUGCGGCCAACACCGUCAAAUUCCGCUGCGCUGCGUCUGGAAACCCACCGCCAACCAUACACUGGCUGAAGAAUGGCAAAGAGUUCAAGGGAGAGCAGAGGAUGGGAGGCAUCAAGCUGAGACACCAGCAGUGGAGUCUGGUGAUGGAGAGCGCCGUGCCGUCAGACCGGGGAAACUACACUUGCGUGGUGCAAAACAAAUACGGCUCCAUCAGCCACACCUACCAGCUCGACGUGCUCGAGCGUUCACCUCACAGGCCCAUCCUUCAGGCUGGUCUGCCGGCCAAUCAGACGGUGGUGGUGGGCAGCAAUGUGGAGUUUCAUUGUAAGGUUUACAGCGACGCCCAGCCGCACAUCCAGUGGCUCAAACACAUUGAGGUGAACGGCAGCCGCUUUGGCCACGACGGUGUUCCCUACGUCAGCGUGCUAAAGAGUGUUGUCAGUAAACACAUUGAGACCCACAGUAAGUUGAAACUGUCCAACGUGACAGAGAAAGACGCCGGGAAGUACUGGUGUCGUGCCUCAAACUUUGUAGGCAAGUCAGAAAACGCUUUCUGGCUUAACAUAUACAAACCAGCAGUGAGUCCACAGAAGGAAGACUACUACGCCGACAUCCUUAUCUACGUGACAGGCUGCGUGCUCUUCAUCCUCGCCGUGGUCAUCGCGAUCCUCUGUCGUAUGAGGAUGACCACGCAGAAGACUCUGCCCACGCCUCCCGUGCAAAAACUGUCAAAGUUCCCCCUCAAGAGACAGGUAACAGUGUCCUUGGAUUCCAACUCCUCCAUGAACUCAAACACGCCGCUGGUCAGGAUCGCCCGUCUGUCGUCCAGCGACGGGCCGACGCUCGCCAACGUCUCGGAGCUGGAGCUGCCCUCCGACCCCAAAUGGGAGUUUCCUCGGACACGGCUAACUCUGGGUAAACCUCUGGGAGAGGGCUGCUUCGGUCAGGUGGUUAUGGCUGAGGCUGUUGGCAUCGACAAAGAGAAGCCCAACAAGUCGCUCACUGUUGCUGUGAAAAUGUUGAAAGAUGACGCCACAGAUAAAGAUUUAUCAGACCUGGUGUCAGAAAUGGAGAUGAUGAAGAUGAUUGGGAAACACAAAAACAUCAUCAACCUACUCGGAGCCUGCACGCAAGAUGGUCCUCUGUAUGUCCUGGUGGAAUACGCCUCCAAAGGCAACCUGAGGGAGUACCUGCGUGCACGGCGGCCACCGGGCAUGGACUACUCCUUCGACACGUGCAAAAUCCCCGAUGAGCAGCUCACGUUCAAAGACCUGGUGUCCUGUGCCUACCAGGUUGCCCGAGGCAUGGAGUAUCUUGCUUCACAGAAGUGCAUCCACAGAGACCUGGCAGCCAGAAACGUCCUUGUGACGGAGGACAACGUUAUGAAGAUCGCCGACUUCGGCCUCGCCAGAGACGUGCACAAUAUAGACUACUACAAAAAGACCACAAAUGGUCGUCUCCCCGUGAAAUGGAUGGCUCCAGAGGCUCUCUUCGACCGGGUCUACACGCACCAGAGCGAUGUGUGGUCUUAUGGGGUACUGCUGUGGGAGAUCUUCACCUUGGGAGGCUCGCCGUACCCAGGGAUCCCAGUGGAAGAACUCUUUAAACUGCUGAAGGAAGGACAUCGAAUGGACAAGCCUGCCAACUGCACCCAUGAACUGUACAUGAUCAUGAGGGAGUGUUGGCACGCUGUGCCGUCGCAGAGGCCGACCUUCAGACAGCUGGUAGAAGAUCACGACCGGAUUUUAUCAAUGACCUCCACAGACGAGUACCUGGACCUGUCGGUGCCCUUCGAGCAGUACUCGCCCACCUGUCAGGACUCCAACAGCACCUGCUCCUCAGGGGACGACUCCGUGUUCGCCCACGACCCGCUGCCUGACGAGCCCUGUCUUCCCAAACAGCUUCCCAGUAACGGGGUGAUUAGGACAUAAAACCUGUGCCGGAGGAGGUCGGACAUUAACCUCUUCUCACAGUUUGUGACAGAAAUAUCACCUCUCACUGACUCAAGCACCUCAAGAUACAGAGAGGGACAAAAAAGAAAAAAAAGAAAACUCGGCAUGCAAUACUUCCACAGUGCUUCAGCUCUUUUUGAUUUGUCUUAAACUCUCGGACAAAGCUCUGUUUCGUGUUUUCUUUUCCUCCUCAUCCCCAAGAACUCUCUUUAAACAUUGAAGGAUUUUUUUUUCUUGCCGUUGAACCAUGUUUGUGUUCUUCUUUUCAGAAAUGAAAUUAUAUUUUUGUACUCGGGCCAGUCUUUUGUUACGGACAAUCUGUGGGGUGAAACCAUUCCGUGCCUACUGGGAUUAAACCUCCUGAGACUGAAUAAGAAAGGAUUUAGGAGGAGGAAAUGAAAGGCAUUGAUGAGUGACUUGUUGGUGAUCCAGUGGGUGGGGUCCUCCGUUUUCGGUUUGUUUUUUGACUACACGGAGCCCUUUUAUCGCAAUAAAGCGAUCUGAAAGAAAAUCGAUGAACGAGAUACCAGCAAAGCCAGCAUGAGCUCGAUGACGGGAUUUGUUCUUCCGCAGAAUUACUAGAAGACGUUCAGCAACAGAGAGUAUCACGUGAGCAGUUCCUCGUGAAUGUGUACGCCAUCAUCCGCAUUUUAGCUUCCUGGGAAAAAGAAAAAGUGAUAAUCAUGGAACAAAUUUUCCUCAUCAAAGAUGAGGCAAAGCUUCAGGGCCAUUCAGUAAUAAGAACAGCGAGGUUAUGAGGGUUUUUUAAAAAUGUAUCUACAAAGUGAUUUAUUGUAAAUAUAUAAAUGCAAAUAUGUAUCAUAAUGCUGUCCACAGCUGUGUACUUAAAAGACAAAAAAUGACAUUUUUUUAAGAUAUUGUUUUAGGAUUGGAAACUUUGCAAUCUAGGAGACACUGUCAUGAACGUGUAAAACACUUAAUCAGAAAAGGUUUAUUUGAGUAAUUAACGUGUAUAUUUGUAAAGAUAUUUAUAGACUUAACAUGUGGUUCUUAAGUUCGAAAGGUCUAGUUUAGGAUUUUUAGUACUGUACGCAAAGAUUUCUAUUUCAAUGGGUUUUUUUUCCUUUUGUUUUUGUAACUUAUUUUACAACCGAACUGCGAUGUUAUUUUCACAACUGGCAGACUCCUCUGGUUUCUGAUCCAUCUUUUUAUUGGUUUGUUUACAGUUUAGAAUGUAUGACACGAAGAUGAUUUUUUUGUUUUGUUUUGAGAACGAGAGAGUGUGAUUUGACUGCCGGAGGGGGAUUCACGAAGGCUGAAGGCUCCUGCUGAGGAGAGCCGGAUGUUUCCAAUGAGUUCUGAGUUCUGGUUUAGAAAAGUUAACGUUUGCCGUAUCAAAGCGACGAUUAACUCUUGCUGGGCAAGAAAAAGCAGGCGAUGCGUACCGGGGAGACCUUCUAGUACUUAAACACAUAUUGAAUAUCAACAACGAUGACUAGCUGUGAAUCAUAAGAAGCCUUCAGGCCCUUUGUAAGGGAAAAAAAAUCCUCCUGUUUGAACUGUUUUACUGUUCGGGCCAUGAAAAGAUUAAUGUGUUUGCUUCUAUUAUUUCAAUUCAAUUUAAUUUUAUUUAUGUAACCACCAAAUCACAACAGUCUUCUCGAGGUGCUUUAUAUUGUAAGGUGAAGACACUACAAUAAUACAGAGAAAACCCCAACAAUCAGACAACCGCUUAUGAGCAAGCACUUGGCAACAGUGGGAAGGAAAAACUCCCUUUUAACAGGAAGACGUCUGCUAGAUCCAGGCUGAGGGAGGGGCAGCCAUCUGGAUCAGUUGUUCUUCCAAGUUUUGGCAUUAUAGUGUCAUUUUCUACGUCUGACCACAAAGGCUGGUGUCAGAGUAACAUCUGACCUGCAAACAUGAAGGUGUUGGCCUGUAUUGACAGUUUUGCUUUUCUUUAUAUGUAGGGUUAGGGUUAAGAUUAGCAGCUACAAUGAGGCUUAGAAAUUGGCUUCUUCAUGUGUAAUUGUUAAAUGUCACUUGUUUCGUAGUCUUAAAUGACCAAAAAGAGGAAUUCAAGUUGCAUCACUGUAGCUGGUGUUGUUUGAAAAGAUUUAACGUGGUUAUAGGGGGAUUUUUUUUUAAACAUGCUUCUGAAGGCUUCAAUUGCUUAACUCUUAAAGGUCACAGGGUCAGCGCUAACAAGCUGCGCUCAGUCUCAAAACUCUGAGCGCCUGUGUACACUUUCACGGAUGAAAAGAUCAGCUUGAAGGCAGAAUUGUAAAGCUGUUAUGUCCUUUUGUGCUUGAGUGUGAGGAAAAAAAACACUCUGCCCAAACGCUUGAGAUUUUAUCGCUGCUCUGUAGUAUUAAUACUGAAAUGAAGGCAUGCUGUGCGACUUACAGAUCACACGGCAACAAAAGAAACUAUAUAUACAGUAUAUAUAUAUAUAUAUAAAUAUAUAAAUAUUGGUUUGUUGAAUGAGACUGUAGUCUGUGGUGGGUCCUUCUUCAAUUUCCAUUUGUUGAGAAAAGUGCCAAAUUAGUCUUAAAAGUCUAUUUUAUCAAAUUCUUCAGAUCUCUGAACCAAAUACUGCACUGGUGAAUGUAGGCGGGCAGAGGUUUACACGUGCAGGGAAGGAUCAUGGGAUUUCCAAGAUGGAUGGAUCCAUCUUUUGAUUUUGUUUUGUUUUUUCUUUCUUUUUUUUAAUGCAGUCAUCUGUCUAGCUGACUCCUCCCUCCCCCAAAAAAGCAAAAGCAUUGAAAUGUUUACAGAAUCUGUUUUCAGAAAAGUCACAAAAGGGAAAGCGACGUUCAAGUGGCAUUGAAGGGUUCACAAACACAUUUUACUCGCUGCUAAAUGGAAAAGGUGCAGACACGCCGCUCUGCAAAGGCCUCGCUUCAGUGUGUGAGCAGACUUUAAACAUGUGGUCAUCCCUCACCCCAGUAUCUGAAGUACUUUAAAGUGUGAAAAUUCAUAUUUUAAUUGAUUGCUUCACUGGUAGAGCACCGAAACAAGGCCUUUGCAUAGUGAGCGGCCACACAAAGUCGUAGUUAUUUCUUUUUUCAGAACAGUUUUUGGCCCAAAUCUGUAAAGUGCCUGGUAAUAAUUUAGGACAUUGGUUCAUUUUGAUCACAUUUUGAAUGUAUAAUUACCAAAAUAAAGUUCUCACUAGAAGCGGGCAACUAUUA